AGUUCUACAUAUUGUGUCCAACAUAUUAGGUUAAAUAUAUCAAGGCCCUGUCCUGCUCAUGAGACAGCAGAGAUACAACAUAGAUGUCUGACUUGCAUGUUAAUUUAUGUGUUUGUUUUUUAGUGUGCCACCGAAAUGGUAGCAGCUUCCAGUGCAAAUGUGAGGAUCAGUAUAUCUGGUCAUAUGAAAACUGCAUUUCAUACACAAUGUGUGGUGAUAUGACUGACGACACUUGUGAGUGUAUCAACAAUAUCCCAUCCAACAGGCAAUUCUGCCACUUGAAGAAGGAUUCAAAUGCAGUUGUUACAACAGUUGUGCACACAACUUCUACACCAAUGACUGAAACAGCUCUUCCUGUUGUAAAUGAAUACCUGAUUUCUGUUGAGUUGAACAUGUCAGAUGUCACAGAAGUAUAUCAGCUGAGGACUAUUCUAAGAAACAUCAGCUACCCUCUCAGCAUCAAUGAGCAAAUACAAAUCUCUGAUGUCAACAUUUCUACAGUUUGCUCUGCAAGCAGCAAUGGUAUUCAGUGCAGAUGUGAGGAUGGGCAUCGUUGGUCAUGUGACCAGUGUCUGCUGUAUGGAUCAUGUGACAACAUCACUGAUAACACAUGUGGAUGCAUCAAUGCCAUUCCCCCUGAUGGAAGAUAUUGCAAGUCUAUUGAUCUACACAGCUUCACAUGGUGUCCUAAUGCAACAUCCUCUCCAUCACCUACAAAUUCAACGCCGAGUGCUUCAACACAUCUGAACACAACAGUGCUGACCAUGUCACCAACAAUUAAUGGUUCGUCACCUACAGCCACAACACCUUUGACCACCACAACACAGACAGUGUCACCCACAAUUACUAGAAACGAUAUGUUCAUUAAUUCAACUGCAGUUGUUACAACAGUUGUGCACACAACUUCUACACCAAUGACUGAGACAGCUCUUCCUGUUUUGAAUGAAUACCUGAUUUCUGUUGAGUUGAACAUGUCAGAUGUCACAGAAGUAUAUCAGCUGAGGACUAUUCUGAGAAACAUCAGCUACCCUCUCAGCAUCAAUGAGCAAAUACAAAUCUCUGAUGUCAACAUUUCUACAGUUUGCUCUGCAAGCAGCAAUGGUAUUCAGUGCAGAUGUGAGGAUGGGCAUCGUUGGUCAUGUGACCAGUGUCUGCUGUAUGGAUCAUGUGACAACAUCACUGAUAACACAUGUGGAUGCAUCAAUGCCAUUCCCCCUGAUGGAAGAUAUUGCAAGUCUAUUGAUCUACACAACAAAGCAACAUGUUCUCUUCCUGUUGUGAAUGAAUACCUGAUUUCUGUUGAGUUGAACAUGUCAGAUGUCACAGAAGUAUAUCAGCUGAGGACUAUUCUGAGAAACAUCAGCUACCCUCUCAGCAUCAAUGAGCAAAUACAAAUCUCUGAUGUCAACAUUUCUACAGUUUGCUCUGCAAGCAGCAAUGGUAUUCAGUGCAGAUGUGAGGAUGGGCAUCGUUGGUCAUGUGACCAGUGUCUGCUGUAUGGAUCAUGUGACAACAUCACUGAUAACACAUGUGGAUGCAUCAAUGCCAUUCCCCCUGAUGGAAGAUAUUGCAAGUCUGUUGAUCUACACAGCUUCACAUGGUGUCCUAAUGCAACAUCCUCUCCAUCACCUACAAAUUCAACGCCGAGUGCUUCAACACAUCUGAACACAACAGUGCUGACCAUGUCACCAACAAUUAAUGCAGGUUUGUCACCUACAGCCACAACACCUUUGACCACCACAACACAGACAGUGUCACCCACAACUACUAGAAACGAUUCGACUGCAGUUGUUACAACAGUUGUGCACACAACUUCUACACCAAUGACUGAGACAGCUCUUCCUGUUGUGAAUGAAUACCUGAUUUCUGUUGAGUUGAACAUGUCAGAUGUCACAGAAGUAUAUCAGCUGAGGACUAUUCUAAGAAACAUCAGCUACCCUCUCAGCAUCAAUGAGCAAAUACAAAUCUCUGAUGUCAACAUUUCUACAGUUUGCUCUGCAAGCAGCAAUGGUAUUCAGUGCAGAUGUGAGGAUGGGCAUCGUUGGUCAUGUGACCAGUGUCUGCUGUAUGGAUCAUGUGACAACAUCACUGAUAACACAUGUGGAUGCAUCAAUGCCAUUCCCCCUGAUGGAAGAUAUUGCAAGUCUAUUGAUCUACACAAUUCAACUGCAGUUGUGCAGACGACUUCUACACCAAUGACUGAAACAGGUUCGUCACCUAUAGCCACAACACCGACAGUGUCACCAAUGACUACUAGUAAUGGUCAAAUAGUUUUUUUCUGUAUUUUAUUGACAGGAUUUGAUGUGGAAAUGUCAUUCAUAUUAAACAAGACAUUCACAGCAGAACUGAAUAAUGCAACAAGUUUUGCAUACAAGGAUCUUGAAUCAAGAAUUAAUUCAGUGUUACAAGAGCAGUAUAAAGGAAUCACAGGGUUUGUCAGUGUUUUUGUGAGGGGAUUCAGUAAAGGCAGCAUAAUCACCAGUUUUGUUGUGAAGACGACACAAGUUAUUCUGAAUGAAAUUGCUGAGGCAAAUGACAAACUCCCAGAAGCAAUGCAGAUUAUAGCCCCAACCAUUGGCCCAGUAGUUGCAUUUUACAACAGUCCAACUCCUAUUAGCCGUCCGGAACUCACUUAUACUGGAAACUCCAUGACACUUACUUGUGGCCCCCCUCCUACAAACAUAAAUGUUGGACACAUUUCUGUUGCCAAGUGGAAAUUUAAUGGACAAGAAAUUAAAAACAGUGGAAGGAUUAAAAUAACUACUUUAAGCACAAUGUCUUUGCUUACAGUUAACAAUGUUAUCCUUCUUGAUAUUGGACUCUAUGAAUGUACUCUGAGAGGUGAAGAAAUGGAUUUCCAUCAAAAAGGACUUCUAACAGGAGAUGAAAUCAAACCAGCUCCCGUUUUGAGACUACAGAGUAAAGUUAAUAUUAAAUGCAAGGAUGGACUAAUCCAAAGUCUCAGGUGUUGUGUGCAGUCCUCCUUUAGAAUCAACUGGUUUCAUGCCACUACAGUUUUAUCUUCAGAUCCCAGUGUCAACUGGGAGACUUACUGCAUUGUGCAUCAUUACAAGCUAGGACGCUGCAGUGAAACACAGCUAAAAGAAAUCCAAUUCAUGUGUAAGGUAGAUGAACCAAAGGGUUAUCAACUGACAACUACGAUGACAAUUUUCAGAGAAGAUGUCAAAUGUGACAAUGCUCAGUAUGGGACUGGCCGAGGCGGGGACAUAUCAACAAUAGAAUGUGGUCCGGGACAAGAGGGAAGAAGGUCUGCUGUCUGUCAAGAAACAGGAGAGUGGCAACUAAAUGAGGACUCCUGCAUAAUUCCACCCAUCAAGGAGUUGUUAAUUGUUUCACAGGAUUUGGGUCUGGAGGAAGUGCCACAAUUCCUGGCAAAUCUAAGUGAUGCCGUCCAGGGAGCCAAAACAGAAACUGCAAAUUCCUCCGCAACCAUAUCAGCUAUUAUUAAAAUCAUAAGCAUCAUUGCAAAUGUUAGCAUUGCUGUCAGUGAAUCUGGGAUGAAGAAAAUUCUCGAAACAGUUGAUGUCAUCAUCAGUGAUGAUUCAAGAGAAUCCUGGGCAUUUUUGAACGCAAAUCAAACUGGUAAUGCGAGCUCAGAGUUAUUGGGUUCUCUCGAGACUCUCUCAAAUGGAUUGGUAGGGGAGUUUGACAUUGUGACUGAACAGAUUCUACUCAACAGAACCACAUUUAACAACUCGUUCGGGGCAGAUCUUAAUUCAUGGAUUCUCCUAGAAAUUCCACACACCGGCAUUAACAAUGUCUUAAUCACCACAAUCACCUUCCCCACCCUCAAUAAUGUCAUUCCAGCACGGAACUCCAGCUUUGAGGCCACCCGCUUCAAUGCCACCAACAAUGACUCUGUUGUUGCUUAUGCUAUCAAUGCUGCAGUAGUACUAGUUAAAAUAAAUGAAACCAUUCAGAAUUUCAGUCUGAGCUUUGACAAGCGGAACAAAUCCCUAUCUCUGAACCCACAGUGCGUCUUCUGGAACUUCACACUCUUUCACAAUUUCGGCGCUUGGGAUGAUGAUGGGUGCACAUUUGUUUCUGACAUAAACAACACGGUUACCUGCAGCUGCAACCAUCUCACUUCCUUCUCUAUUCUGAUGGCAACAGAUAUCCCUCCGGAACUUACAGAAGCCUUGGAUAUAAUCACUUACGUUGGAGUUGGGAUAUCUCUUGCAAGCUUGGGAAUAUGUCUCAUUAUUGAAGGAUACGUUUGGAAAGCCAUUACCAGAAAUAACACCUCUUUCAUGCGUCAUGUUUCCAUUAUUAAUACCGCCAUCUCUUUGAUGAUCGCUGACAUCUGUUUCAUUGUUGGUGCCUCUUUUGCUAACAGCACCCUGGAAAAUCCCGGGAAGGACUAUGAAGUUCCAUUUGGACCAUGCAGCACAGUAACAUUUUUUACACACCUUUUCUACCUGGCUUUGUUCUUUUGGAUGCUUGUGUCAGGCCUUCUGCUCUUUUACCGAACAGUCAUGGUCUUCUCCCACAUGUCCAAGUCAACCAUGUUGGCCAUAAGCUUCAGUUUAGGCUACGGAUGCCCUCUAAUUAUUGCUGUUACUACAGUUGCUGUCACAGGACCAGGACAUGGAUACAUCAGAAGAUACAACGCUUGUUGGCUCAACUGGAUGGAGACAAAGGCCCUCCUGGCUUUAGUGGUACCUGCCUUGACAAUAGUUUUCAUCAACAUUUUAGUUGUUAUUGUGGUCUUGUUCAAAAUGCUGAGAAGAGGCGUGGGAGACACAGCACAAACAGAAGAAAAGCAUACACUGAUGAUCAUUGCAAGGUGCAUAGUCAUUUUGACUCCAUUGUUUGGUCUUACAUGGUCUUUGGGAGUUGGAACAGUGGUAUCAUCAACAAAUAAAGGAAUCCAAAUUGCCUUUGCAUUCUUCAAUUCACUACAGGGUUUCUUCAUUUUGGUGUUUGGGACACUCUUUGAUUCAAAGAUCCGUUCUAUCCUCCUAAAAUUAUGGACAUCACCCACAGGAUCUGAUCAGACAAGAAGCACAGGCAUUUCUUAUCUGAGUGGACUAAACUGGAUAAAUCAAUUGCAUGGAAGAAGAAGAAAUAUUUACAGGGUAUCAGAAGCAAUAAACUCAAGCAGCGGUGGUUCAACAGAGACAUUCAUCAAAUUUUGACAACAAAAACACAGGAUCAGAGUGGAUUUUUAACAAGAAACUUCACAGACACGUUUUUAAGGAGACUUAUUUAUACUUGUUGAAAAAGAGUAUUAUAUGUGACCUUUAAGUUUCUGUCUCUGCAUAUAAUGCUCACGUGCUGUUAGGACAUGGUGUAAGAUAGGGUGCUAACUGUGGUGGAAUUUCUGUAGUUAUUUAGAUUAUAAUGUACAGAUGGUUUAUUCACUGUUCUCUAAUGUCAGUCAGACCUGACAGAGUUCAGCUGUUAUUAGAACACCAAGUACAGCUUAGAGAGUGUCAACUGUUUUUCCUGAUAUCUGUAAGGAUGUUUGGUAGACUUAUUGUCUGCUCCAGUGUUAUAGACGUCACAGUUUAGUCUAAGUGGGUCAAUGUGACCCUGAUAAUGAUAAAGUCUUUUAGGAUAUAUGCGAUGCCUUUCGAGAAGUUCGGCAGAUGUGAUUGAGCAAGAGACGAGAACAGAAGUGUGAUGUUGAAUCAUGUCUCCUCAUGAGUAUUCUUCUUAUGUAUAAACUUUCAUCAACAUAAGCCAUCUGAGUCAACUGAGUCUUAUUGUAUGGAGUCAAGUCUUAGUAAUUUCU
Molecule: messenger RNA, 5758 nt
Organism: Labrus mixtus (cuckoo wrasse)
Lineage: Eukaryota; Metazoa; Chordata; Actinopteri; Labriformes; Labridae
Product: adhesion G protein-coupled receptor F5-like
Exons: 35
Coding region: 84-5159 (1691 amino acids)
Biological process (GO): G protein-coupled receptor signaling pathway; cell surface receptor signaling pathway
Cellular component (GO): membrane
Molecular function (GO): G protein-coupled receptor activity
Source: RefSeq, a predicted model, not a curated record